CACGCGGUAAAUACUAGGAGCGUGUAACAUGCUAUUAUAUUAUUUGUGCUUACGAGUCAGUUACAUGAUAGCUUCAAUUUUGAAAAAUUCAUUCUUUGUGAGAAAAUACGAUGGAUUAUAAAGAGGAACAACGAAAUGAAAUCGAGGCUUUGGAAUCGAUUUACUGUGGAGAAUUGGAAAUCUUAAGUAUAAAACCAUUCUAUUCAUUUGCUAUACCAAUCAAGACAGAGGAAUAUGAAGCUGAAACAGAUAAUGGACUAAGCUGUAGAUUAGAAUUUACUUAUACUUCAAAAUACCCAGAUGAACCCCUUGUAGUGUCUAUUCAAGAUCCAGAGAAUUUUGAGAAAGGUAGCGGGGAGAAAUUGAAAGAACAUUUGGUCGAACAAAUGAACGAAAAUCUAGGAAUGGUAAUGGUCUUUACAUUAGUUAGCGCAGCACAGGAAUGGAUGAAUGUACAAUGGGAUAAAAUCAAAUUGCACAGAGAAGAGUCAGCUGCUUUGAAAUUAAAAGAAGAGGAAGAAGCUGAAAGAAAAAGAUUUGAAGGAACUAGAGUUACCGUAGAAACCUUUCUGAGUUGGAAGGAAAAAUUUGACGAAGAAAUGGGAUAUACCAAGAGAAGAGAAAUGGCAGAUCGAGAGGGAAAAAAAUUAACUGGAAAAGAAUUAUUUAUGACUGAUAAAACUUUGGAUCAAUCUGACCUCAAAUUCUUGGACGAUGUGGAUGCAGUGAAGGUAGAUGAAAGCUUAUUUCAAAAUUUGGAUGAUCUUGAUUUGGAAGACGACGAUGACGACGAUCCCGAUUUUGAUCCUAACUCUUCUUAUGAGAGUGCCUAAAGAAAUGCAAACUCAUUACUAUUUAUUAAGUGCUUAUUGUCUUUUAAAUGACCAUCGAGAAGUUCGUACGACUUACUAAAUGUUCGAACUUAAAAUUAAAACAUUAAUAUAAUCGAUAUUUAAUGAAUUUUAAAAAUUAAGUAUCAAACUGAAGAUAUAUGUUUAAGAUAAAUUUUUUCUAAAAUGAUCGGUGCUGUUCCCGUAAUAUAUUCAACGGUUGAUGUAAGGAAGAAUUAUUAUAAUUAACGAUUAAUAUGAGAGAAAGACGGUUUGUCGAAUGAUCGAAAUAAUUUUUAUAAGUAUGUAAAUAGACACUUUUGUUCAUAAAAUAGAUCACGUAAAAGUUUUGUUUAGUAAA
This is a messenger RNA of Vespula vulgaris, 1191 nucleotides long. RefSeq names its product RWD domain-containing protein 1. Bases 111 to 833 code for a protein of 240 amino acids. NCBI's taxonomy places the organism in Eukaryota, Metazoa, Arthropoda, Insecta, Hymenoptera, Vespidae. The transcript has 4 exons. The record is from RefSeq and is a predicted model, not a curated record. Gene Ontology annotation, molecular function: protein binding. Gene Ontology annotation, biological process: cytoplasmic translation.